AUGAAAAGAAAUGAUUUAUUAAACAAUACUACUUUUAAUAGUUUAUUAGAUGUUUUUGAUCGAAAACUUUUACGAUAUUUUUUAUCUAAAAAGUUUGAUUCUAAACCUCUUUACUAUUUAAUUGAAUUAUUUAAGAAUUAUAAAGAAAAUAAAAAUAAGGAUGAUUUCAUUCUAUUAAAAAAUGGUUAUAAGUUUUUAAUAUCAAAACUUUACAGUUUAAUUCAACUAAUCUGUUUAAGAAUUAAAAAGAGGAAUUUGAUUUGA
Molecule: messenger RNA, 264 nt
Organism: Hepatospora eriocheir
Lineage: Eukaryota; Fungi; Microsporidia; Hepatosporidae
Source: the annotation of a GenBank genome assembly